AGCAUGCGUCACGAGUGCGAAACCUUCCACAGAGUUCUCGGGAUCCUAAAGCGGAUCCUUAGCUGGAAUCGGCGAAGAGCAUCCCCCACCACGUUUGGAUGUCGUUUCUAGAGAUCAAUGGAAGGGUAUUGUUGUAUUUUGAGGUAGCGAGGAAGUCAGCAGCAGGUGCAUGUGAAUGGCGGUAAAAGUCAAACAAAGUUUUCUCCAUAUGGCAAUCGCGCUGGUGGACUGCUAUGUCUCGAGUUAAGCGUGUAGCUAAAAAAUGAACUUUACCCGAAAGUUCUACUUGGAGUGUCGGGUCGAGUGAAUUUAGAAAGAAGAGACAGAAGACAGAAGAGAACAUGGAAAAGAACAAGACGACCGGCGGGACUAGCUCCUAUGGCGGCACAGCCAAAGACCGAGUGAACAGGGUGGAUCCCUAUGGCUUUGAGCGCCCAGAAGACUUUGACUACGAGUCAUAUGAAGAGUUGAUGUCCAGGUAUCUUGUUGUGCUCACCCAAAGGUCCAUUAAGUGGUCCAAACUACUGAAGGGCAAAAACAAGGUGCAGAGAAAUGUAAAACUAAAGCGUUACAUCCGCAAAGGGGUACCCAAUGAGCACCGAGCCCUCAUCUGGAUGGCAACUAGUGGGGCUCAAGACCAGCUGGAGAAGAACGCAGGCUACUACCAGUCCCUGCUUGUAGCUCAGCAUGACCCCAAACUGGUAGAGAGCAUCUCCACAGACUUGAAUAGAACAUUUCCAGACAAUGUACAGUUUCAAAAGACGUCCAACCCGUGUCUGCAGAAGGCGUUGUGCAAUGUGCUGCGGGCUUAUGGUCACCACAAUCCCACUGUGGGUUACUGUCAGGGCAUGAAUUUUAUAGCUGGCUUUCUACUGAUCAUAACAAAAGAUGAAGAGAAGUCUUUUUGGCUGAUGGAUGCACUCCUUGGAAAAAUCUUACCAGACUACUACAGUCCAGCCAUGCUCGGGUUAAAGACAGACCAGGAAGUGUUGGGGGAGCUGGUGAAGGUCAAGUCCCCCAGAGUGUGGAAGACCAUGAUGGAUCACAACGUAAUGUGGACCCUGGUGGUGUCUCGGUGGUUCAUCUGUCUCUACAUAGACAUUCUGCCAGUGGAGACAGUUCUACGAAUUUGGGAUUGCCUGUUCUAUGAGGGCUCUAAAAUCCUGUACCGUGUUGCUCUGACACUGAUCCACCACCACAGAGUUCUGAUUCAGCAAGCCCAGUCCCUGCAAGAUGUAUGCCAAGUUUUCAAACAGAUCACACAUGGACCGUUUGUGGAGGAAUGUCACACAUUCAUGCAGAAAAUCUUCACUGAACCUGGAAGUAUUUCCAUUGCAACACUGACCAAACUCCGAGCGGCAUGUCGAGCUCGUAUCAUUGCUCAGGAGGCAAACUGACAGUUUUUUGGUGCUCAUGCUCUUUAAACAUUCCAUGGGAGGAAGAACCAGCUCUUUGCACCGUGCCCUCCUUGUGUAGGUCUCAACAUUGUCACACAUCAACAUGAAUGUAAAAAUAUGAUCAUGUGAUGUUUAUAGCUAUGAGAAAGGAGCAGAAUUGUUUACACUUUUUAGUUGGCAUUUUCCUCUUUAAUAUGUGGUUAGGCACUUUACUAGAGAAUAGAUGUAGCAGAUGCCAGGUCACAUCAAUUUUGUACACUGUAAGCACAACCACCAGACCUGCUGUAUUUUUGCCAUCCUGAAUGUUAUCAGUACAUGUGCAACAUGAAUAUGUACAUGUAAUAACAUGAGCCAACAUUUCAACAUGUUGGUGUUGCAUAACUAAACUGCAUUUGCAAAUGAUUCCAGUGUUUCGUUUGUGAUUUUCAAGUCAGAUAUUGUCAAGUAACCUCAGUGCUCUAAUAAAACCACUCUUGCACAAUAUAUUCAAAUCACCACCAAA
Molecule: messenger RNA, 1899 nt
Organism: Dunckerocampus dactyliophorus (ringed pipefish)
Lineage: Eukaryota; Metazoa; Chordata; Actinopteri; Syngnathiformes; Syngnathidae
Gene: grtp1a
Product: growth hormone regulated TBC protein 1a
Exons: 8
Coding region: 342-1397 (351 amino acids)
Source: RefSeq, a predicted model, not a curated record